CUGAAGCCUCGGCCCGCCAUGCAGAAGAACUACAAUGUGCACUUCACCAAGAAUGCCCGGACCCCCAAUGAACAAUACUUUUUGGACCCUGAGUUGGGGCACCAAAAAGGAUGCAGCCGUCAGUGGUACCAGGACCCUGUGGCCACUCACACCCAUGGGCCCUGUCAGCUGUCCCCUCAGGCUCACUGGCAGCAGACCUACCGCAGCCACCGAGGUGGCAGCGGCUGUCGCCGGUGUCCCCAGCCCCUUAUUCUGCAGCGACAGCGGCGGCAGCAGCAGCAGCGUCAACCCCCACCCCUCCCUCCCAGCCCGCUGCGGCAGCGGCUCUGUCCCGUUCUCGGGGCCCAGAAAGGGUCACCAGCAACCGCCGCUGCCCGCAUGGGACCAGCCAGCGCCCCCCAGCCUGUCACCUCCUCACCCACCGCAGUAUCGGCCAUGGCCAGCAGCGGCCCAGCCCUGCCCUCUGCAGCCGGCGCCCUCCUGGAGCCCAGCGAGCCCACCGAGGCGCGGCCCCUGCCUGCGCCCGCAGCCUGCGGUUCCUUCACCUCCUACGGCGCCGACAUCCUGACGGAGGAUGAUGUCUACUGCAGCUGUCUGGCUAAAACCCUGUGUCACGUGCCUGUCCCGGUGACGGUGGGCUUCUACGCUCCCUUCGGCUGCCGUCUUCACUUAAUGUUGGAUAAAAUCACGACGCUGAUGCAGCAGGAGGCCGCGCAGCGCGAGAGCGAGGAGCUGCAGCGCGUGCAGUGGCAGCCGCGGCGUGUGCGCGGCUGGGGCGUCCCGCAGCUGCUGUGGUUCCUGGUGUUUCUGCAGCCGGUGAUCACGGAGCUGCACCUGCGGCGCAGGAACGUGCGCUUCCUGUUCAUCCGCUUCAGCGCCUGGCAGUACGCCGGCACCGACAAGCUGUGGGCGGGGCUGGUGACGACGCUGUGCGAGGGCAUCCGCCACCACUACGGCGCGCUGCCCUUCAGCGUGUACUCGGUGCUGGGCAACAAGCCCUGUGGCCCGCGCGAUGGCCUCUGCCAACGCGAGUGGCACUGCCGACGUCGCGUGUGCUUGGCGCUGCUGGCGCUGCUGGCCGCGCUGUGCCUGGGCGUGGGGCUGCUGUACCUGUCGCUGGGAGGCCACGCGCCGGGCCACGGAGAGCGCGGCGUGCUCAAAGCGCUGGGCGGCGCGGCCACCACGCUGUCCGGCUCGGGGCUGCUCAUGGCCGUGUACUCCGUGGGCAAGCAUCUGUUCGUGAGCCAGCGCAAGAAGAUCGAGCGCCUGGUGUCGCGUGAGAAGUUCGGCAGCCAGCUGGGCUUCAUGUGCGAGGUGAAGAAGGAGGUGGAGCUGCUCACCGAUUUCUUGUGCUUCCUGGAGAUCUACCAGCGACGCCGGCUGCGGGUGGUCCUCGAGGUCACCGGGCUGGACACGUGCUACCCGGAGCGUGUGGUGGGCGUGCUGAACGCCAUCAACACUCUGCUGUCCGACAGCCACGCGCCCUUCAUCUUCAUCCUAGUGGUGGACCCCAGCAUCCUGGCCGCGUGCCUAGAGAGCGCGGGAAACAUGAAGGGCACAGCUGACAACGGCUACCUGUUCCUCAACCGCACGGUCACGCUACCCUUCUCCGUGCCGGUCAUGGGCCGUCGCACCAAGUUGCAGUUCCUGCACGACGCGGUGCGUAGCCGGGACGAUCUGUUGUUCCGGGACUUGACGAUCAAGCUGCAGCCGCAGAGCCCUGGGGACUCGGGCUCGGGCGAGGGCGCUCAGCUGCUGGCGGUAGAGACCCAGGCAGACGCCGAGCGCACGCAGAGCCGCGUGGACGCGGAGGCGGCGCGACGCAUCCAGGAGGCGCUGUGCUGCCUGCACGACGAGGGCGACUGCUUGUACGAGUACGUGCCCGACAACGUGGUGUCCAUGCGGCGCAUCGUCAAUACGGUGCCCAUUACCGUGCGCCUGUUGCAGCAGCAGCAGCAGCAGCAGCCCGACCGCGUGGGACCCACACCGCGCCACGCGGUGGCCUGGGUCGUGCUCGCCAACCAGUGGCCUUGUCGACUCAGUUGGGUGCUGCAGUGCCUGGAGGACCGGCAGCAGGCAGGGGGCGCGCCAGAGGGGCGCGCGCGUCUCUGGGACGUCUUCUGCGACAACAGUCGCGAGCUGCACACCAUGACCAAGUCCUUGCAGAACGUACUGGACCUGGAUGGCGAUCCCGAGCUUUUCGAGCGCUUUCUGGGCACUGAUUUCCCCUUCACCGUGGCUGAGGCGCAGAGUUUGCUGCGCUGCACGGUCAACCUGGACCAUUCCAUCCGCCGCCGCAUGGGCCUCAUUCGGGCCGUCAGCGCGCUCAAGCCGCCCAGCCCGCCCAAGUCCCCAUCCCAGGACCGUCCCCAGACCAGUCCCAGAGCUACUAUCGCCGCAGGCACGUCCCAAGCCGGCCAAGGAUCAGGACACAGUAGAGAGGCACAUCAGACCCGGGACCGGACCCAUGGGGGCAAGCCGAGGCCGACGGCCUGAGUCCUUUAAUUUCAGGGGUUUAGAGGCUGCUUGGGUUUGGGAUGGAGAACACCAGCCACAGGGGACAGCAACGUCCCCCUGCCCUGAUGGCAAGAGUUGACUCAAGAGCAAUGGGGUAUGGGAUGGCCACACACCACACACGUGACCACUCUGGAAGCCAAAGGGCGUCAGGUACUCGCUUCCGGGAGCGGCAGCUGCUCCACAAGGGUCUGAGCGAGCGGAGGCGUCUCUGAAACAUGGAGUCCCAGAAGUAAUAAAGGAAGCUGUGGAAAGCCAAGGCUGUCUUUCAUGUCUUGGAUUUCUGGCUAGGUGAGGAUGCG
This is a messenger RNA of Apodemus sylvaticus (European woodmouse), 2816 nucleotides long. It is a transcript of the gene Nkpd1, whose product is annotated as NTPase KAP family P-loop domain containing 1. The transcript is spliced from 4 exons. The coding region runs from base 19 to 2496 and encodes 825 amino acids. The record is from RefSeq and is a predicted model, not a curated record. NCBI's taxonomy places the organism in Eukaryota, Metazoa, Chordata, Mammalia, Rodentia, Muridae.